Messenger RNA from Bufo gargarizans (Asiatic toad), 10253 nucleotides. RefSeq names its product collagen type XI alpha 2 chain (gene COL11A2). Lineage: Eukaryota; Metazoa; Chordata; Amphibia; Anura; Bufonidae. The record is from RefSeq and is a predicted model, not a curated record. The transcript has 68 exons. Gene Ontology annotation, molecular function: extracellular matrix structural constituent. Bases 3680 to 9298 code for a protein of 1872 amino acids.
CACAUUUGUGCGGUCUGUAUAAAUGAGCAGUCUGGUCAGGGGUCUGUAUAAUUGAGGGGUCUGGUCUGCUGCCUGUUAAAAUGAGGGGUCUGUAUAAGUUAGGGGUCUGGUCUGGAGUCUGUAUAAAUGAGGGGUCUGGUCUGGAGUCUGUAUAAAUGAGGGGUCUGUAUAAAUAAGGGGUCUGGUCUGGAGUCUGCAUAAAUGAGUCGUCUGGUCUGGGGUCUACAGAAAUGUGCAGGUGUGCACAUUUGUGCGGUCUGUAUAAAUGAGCAGUCUGGUCAGGGGUCUGUAUAAUUGAGGGGUCUGGUCUGAUGUCUAUAUAAAUGAGGGUUCUGGUCUGUGGUCUCUUCUCUAUAAAUUAAGGGCCUGGGAUGGGGUCUAUAUAAAUGAGGGGUCUGGUCAGGCAUCUGUAUAAAUGAUGGGUUUGUACUGGGGUCUGUAUAAAUGAAGUAUCUGGUCUGGGGUCUGUAUAAAUGAGAGGUCUGGACUGGGGUCUGUAUAAAUGAAGGGUCUGGUCCGCCGGCUGUAUAAAUGAGGAGUAUAGUCUGAGGUCUUUAUGAGAGAGGUCUUUAUGAAUAAGGGGUCUGGUCUAGGGUCUGUGUAAAUGAGCCUAGUCUGGGGGGCUGUAUAAUUGAGGGGUCUGCUCUGGUGUCUGUAUAAAUGAGGGUUCUGUCUGGGGUCUGUAUAAAUGAAGGGUCUGGUCCGUGGGCUGUAUAAAUGAGGAGUAUAGUCUGAGGUCUUUAUGAGAGAGGUCUUUAUGAAUGAGGGGUCUGGUCUAGGUCUGUGUAAAUGAGCCUAGUCUGGGGGGCUGUAUAAUUGAGGGGUCUGCUCUGGUGUCUGUAUAAAUGAGAGUUCUUGUCUGGGCUCUGUUAAAAUGAGGGGUCUGGGGUCUGUAUAAAUGAAGGGUCUGGAAUAGGGUCUGUAUAAAUGAAGUGUCUGGUCUGGCAUCUGUAUAAAUGAGGGGUCUGAACUGGGGUCUGUAUAAAUGAGGGGUCUGGACUGGGGACUGUAUAAAUAAAGUGUCUGGUAUGCGGUCUGUAUAAAUUAGGGGUCUAGACUGAGGACUGUAUAAAUGAAGGGUCUCUUCAGGGGUCUGUAUAAUUGAGGGGUCUGGUCUGAUGUCUAUAUAAAUGAGUGUUCUGGUCUGUGGUCUCUAUAAAUUAAGGGCCUGGGAUGGGGUCUAUAUAAAUGAGGGGUCUGGUCUGGCAUCUGUAUAAAUGAGGGGUCUGUACUGGGGUCUGUAUAAAUGAAGUUUCUGGUCUGGGGUCUGUAUAAAUGAGAGGUCUGUACUGGAGUCUGUAUAAAUGAAGGGUCUGGUCCGUGGGCUGUAUAAAUGAGGAGUAUAGUCUGAGGUCUUUAUGAGAGAGGUCUUUAUGAAUGAGGGGUCUGGUCUAGGGUCUGUGUAAAUGAGCCUAGUCUGGGGGGCUGUAUAAUUGAGGGGGUCUGCUCUCGUGCCUGUAUAAAUGAGGGUUCUGGUCUGGGGUCUGUAUAAAUGAGAGUUCUUGUCUAGGGUCUGUUAAAAUGAGGGGUCUGGGGUCUAUAUAAAUGAAGGGUCUGGUCUGAUAUCUGUAUAAAUGAGGGGUCUGGACUGGGGUCUGUAUAAAUGAGGGGUCUGGACUGAGGUCUGUAUAAAUAAAGUGUCUGGUAUGGGGUCUGUAUAAAUUAGGAGUCUAGACUGCGGACUGUAUAAAUGAAGGGUCUGGUCUGGGGCUGUAUAAAUCAGGAGUAUAGUCUGGGGUCUUUAUAAGAGAGGUCUUUAUAAAUGAGGGGUCUGGCCUAGGGUCUGUGUAAAUGAGGGGUCUGGCCUAGGGUCUGUGUAAAUGAGGAGUCUGGUCUGGGGGGUUGUAUAAUUGAGGGGUCUGGUCUGCUGCCUGUUAAAAUGAGGGGUCUGUAUAAGUUAGGGGUCUGGUCUGGAGUCUGUAUAAAUGAGGGGUCUGGUCUGGAGUCUGUAUAAAUGAGGGGUCUGUAUAAAUAAGGGGCCUGGUCUGGAGUCUGCAUAAAUCAGGGGUCUGGUCUGGGGUCUACAGAAAUGUGCAGGUGUGGGGUCUGUAUAAAUAUGGAGGUCUGAUCUGGGGUCAUUAUGAGUGGGGUCAGGUCUAGGGUCUGUAUAGAUAAUAGGUUUUGGGUCUAUAUAAAUGAGGGGUCUGGUCUGGGGUCUACAGAAAUGUGCAGGUGUGGUGUGGGGUCUGUAUAAAUAUGGAGGUCUGAUCUGGGGUCAUUAUGAGUAGGGUCAGGUCUAGGGUCUGUAUAGAUAAUAGGUUUUGGGUCUAUAUAAAUGAGGGGUCUGGUUAAUGUGUUCUGUUUAAAGGGAAAGUCUGUAUUUCUUUAAGAGGUUUAGUCUAGGGUUUAUAUUUAUUUUGAGGAAACAGCAAGAAGCUCCGGUUCUCCUUCAUCUGACGUGGUUCUCCCUGCCCCCCUGGUCCGUCCUUCUCUCCCACUUGCAGCAGAUGCUUAGAAUGAUUGUUUUGUUCCUAAAUAUCACGGAGCGGACGAGCACCUUGGAAUAUUCUGUGGACGACUGAAGGAAUUCAGAAUCAUAAAGAAUUAUUGUCCUUGUUCAGUUACUUACUGCUCCAUGGUAGGAUGCACCCCCGUCCCCUGGCAUUUGGUACCUAAAAUACAAUCUCAAAAUAGGUUUGGAUUCUGCGGACAUAGACGUGCACAGGGAAGGUGUAAGGUGUGCCAAGGUACACUCAUAAUCCACACCUAUAGUGUUAAAGGGGUUAUCUGAGAUGAGAAAAAAAAAGAAAGAGCGCCACUCUUGCCCAUGGGCUAUGUCUGGUAUUGCAGUUCUACCCUAUUUAGAGUUAAAAUGUAGACAAGUACCUAACCAGCCCAUACUGAAGGAAUUUAAAAAAUUCAAAUGUAAUUUUCCUGAUUUUAUUCCCUUUUUUCCUCAUCUACCGUCCUCCUCGAAGGGUCGUACCCACUAGAAGUAUAAGGAAAUCAUCCUAACCUUUCCCUGAUGACACACGCCGCUCACGCCUAUGUCCGAGGAUCUCGUGUCUAUGUGCGAAAUGGGCUCAAAACCCAGCGCCAAAGUAAAAAACUCCUAAUUAAUGACAAAUAUUAGUUUGUGAGUCGCCCGAUAAAUGCAAUUAACUGUUUUCUGUAGAAUGUAAGUCGCUGCUGAGUCCACAGGAGGAAAAGUGAGGAAUUUUACACACCCUUGUGGGACCAGAGAGUGAAGGUGAGUGACAGGGGGGAAACCGGGGGGCGACGGGUCGCCAGUGACUGACCAUGUGGGAUACAUAGGAAGAUGACCGGUAGGUAGGAGGAGAGGUGAGAUGACAGCGAGGGAUGGGCUGAGGAGAAGGGAAAGGUGGAGGAAGAAUUGAUGGAAAUUAGGGAUAUUGUGACUUAAUGACAAAGGGAAAGUGAGAAGGUGAGAGUGGAGGUAAAUACAGGGGAAAGUGGGAGAGAGUGGGUGUGUUUAAUGAAAGGGAGCUCACAUAGGGUCUCACCUUGGACACCCCCUCUCCUCCUCCCCUCCCAGCACUGGGCAGCCCUCCUCUCCCCUCCCCGAGCUGUCUGCACAUGGUGUAAGUAGAGAGUUUUCAGCAGUAGCUGCAGCCUGUCCUCUACUCUCCUGUCCUGUCCUGUCCUGCUCCCUUGUACCUUGCUCCUGCUGAUCCUGCGGCCCUCCUCCUCUCCCCUCCCUUCCCUGUACCUGGGCAUCAUGCCCCGGCCUCAGCCCAGGAGAUGCAGGGUCCCCGGGGUGCCCCCUCUCUGCAGCCUGGCGCUGCUUCUCUUCUGGCAGCUGGUGAGGACCCAGGCAGCAGCUUACCCCGUGGAUGUAUUGAAGGGCCUCCAAUUCCAUACACAACCUGAGGGCGUAAAGAGGAUUCCUGGCUUCUGCCCAGCCCGACGUUCAAGCACUGGUGGAGAUGUGGCCUACAAGAUAUCCAAGCAAGCUCAGAUCAGCGCCCCCACGCGGCAGCUCUUCCAAGGUAAAUUCCCAGAGGACUUUUCAGUCAUGGCACUGGUACGAGCGAAGAAUGGCUUGCAGUCUUUCCUCCUGUCCAUCUACAAUGAGCAAGGGGUCCAGCAGCUCGGAGUAGAGUUGGGUCGUUCUCCUGUCUUUCUCUAUGAAGAUCAGAAUGGAAAACCGGCUCCUGAAGACUACCCAAUAUUCAGUGGGGUCAAUCUGGCCGAUGGAAAAUGGCACCGUAUAGCACUGAGUGUACAGAAGAAAUCAGUCACUUUAAUAUUAGACUGCAAGAAGAAGAUAACUAAGCAAUUGCCCCGAGGAAACAAGCCCGUUGUGGACACCAAAGGGAUCACAGUUUUUGGGACCAGAAUUUUGGAUGAAGAAUCAUUUGAGGGUGACAUUCAACAACUACUUAUAGCAAAUAACGCUCAGGCAGCUUAUGACUACUGUGAACACUACAGUCCAGACUGCGACUCUGCUCUUCUCAACACUCCUCAAGCCCAAGACCCCAACACAAGGCCAGAUUAUGCAGAGGAAGAGGUGGAGUAUUAUGAAUAUCCGUACUAUUAUGACAAUAAGGAGGAAGGCACGUCUGCCCCACCUACUGCAAGUGCCCCUGAAGGGGGUGCCGUUGAGCAGAAAAACAAAGCCAAAGCCAAAAAUCACAAGCCACCAGCCAAGUCGAAGUCAAAGGUGCCUCCUCCUGCAAAGAGUACUGGCAAAGCGAAAAAUGGUGUUGUAGGCAAGGCCCCCGCCAAGCGAAACACCCCAGUGAAAAAUUCUGUGGGCAAAGCUCAGCCCAAGAAAAAAUUCGCCGCCGCCAAGAGGAGGAACGUGGGGAAUAGUUACCAGCAGGACCCUGCCCAGAUCACUGAACCUGUCUUGACCCCUGAGCCCGUCGUGCUAGAACAGAGCCCAGAUUAUACUGUAUCACCAAAUGAGGAAGAUGUUUAUGAGGUUUGGGAGGAAGAACCCACUCAAGAAGUUCAACCCAAUACACAGGAAAAGGAAAAUGCUCCUUCUACAGAUGUCAAGGGUAGUGAUUCCUUCAUAGAGGAAUAUGUGACCGGUGAGGAGGAAAAUCCAACUGCCGGGCUGGACUAUGAGUAUGUGUACAAGGAUUAUCAUGAGGGUUCGGAGAGUACACACCUGGGUCCAGUCCUCUCUGCAGAGACUCCUGAGAGUGGAGGUGCUAUCAGUGGUCCCCGUGGGCUGAAAGGAGAAAAAGGUGAUCCAGCUCACUUGGAAUCGGGUAUGGUAGUCGAAGGUCCACCAGGGCCUGAAGGACCCGCAGGUCAGACUGGUCCCCCUGGAAUACACGGCCACCCUGGACCUGUUGGUGACCCCGGAGAAAGGGGUCCCCCAGGCAGAGCUGGUCUACCAGGAGCCAAUGGAUUGCCAGGACAGACCGGUAGCUCUGUUAUGCUUCCUUUCCGGUUUGGGGCUGGUGGUGGUGACAAGGGGCCGGUAGUUGCUGCACAGGAAGCUCAAGCAGCAGCCAUUUUGCAGCAGGCCAGGUUGGCUUUGCGUGGGCCUCCUGGACCAAUGGGUUACACUGGACGAUCUGGACCCUUGGGAGCACUAGGAAGUCCUGGAUUAAAGGGUGAACAAGGAGAUUUAGGUCCUCAGGGCCUAAGAGGACCACAAGGACUGUCUGGACCUCCAGGAAAACCAGGGAGAAGGGGUCGUUCUGGUGCUGACGGAGCUCGUGGUCUGCCUGGUGAAUUUGGUACUAAGGGUGACCGUGGCUUUGAUGGACUGCCUGGACUGCCAGGAGAAAAAGGUCAUCGGGGAGAUACUGGAGCUCAGGGUCCUUUGGGGCCAAUAGGAGAAGACGGAGAGAGGGGAAGUGAUGGAGAUGUUGGACAACGUGGACUUCCCGGUGAACCAGGUGUCAGAGGUUUACUAGGACCCAAAGGCCCACCUGGUGUUCCUGGCCCACAUGGUGUAAGAGGUAUGGAUGGACCUGGGGGACCAAAAGGAAACCUGGGCCCACAAGGUGAACCUGGCCCUCCAGGACAACAGGGAACUCCAGGGACACAGGGACUUUCAGGGCCGCAAGGUGCUCAAGGACCUCCAGGAGAGACUGGACCACUAGGAAAACCUGGACUUCCUGGCAUCCCUGGCUCUGAUGGACCUCCUGGUCAUCCUGGUAAAGAAGGUCCUGGAGGCUUCAAAGGCAACCACGGUCCAUCUGGUCCACAAGGUUCAAUUGGUUAUCCUGGACCCCGAGGUGUGAAGGGAGUUGAUGGAAUCAGGGGUCUUAAAGGGCACAAGGGAGAAAAGGGUGAAGAUGGUUUCACUGGAUUCAAAGGAGAUAUGGGUGUAAAGGGUGACAAGGGUGAAGGUGGAGUCCCAGGGUCUAGAGGAGAGGAUGGGUCUGAGGGCCCAAAGGGAAGAUCUGGUCCUCCUGGUGAUCCAGGACCCCUUGGAUUGCUUGGUGAGAAGGGCAAACUAGGUGUUCCCGGCCUGCCAGGAUAUCCUGGGCGACAGGGGACAAAGGGAUCUCUCGGCUUCCCAGGAUUCGCAGGGGCCAAUGGAGAGAAGGGAGCACGGGGUCUUUCUGGAAAAUCAGGCCCGAGGGGAGAAAGAGGACCCUCCGGUCCAAGAGGUCAAAGAGGACCCCGAGGCGCCACAGGGAAAUCAGGACCAAAGGGUACAUCUGGAGGAGAUGGUCCUUCUGGUCCACUCGGAGAGAGAGGUCUUCCUGGACCACAAGGCUCUAAUGGGUUCCCUGGGCCUAAAGGACCCCCUGGCCCUCCAGGAAAAGAUGGGAUCCCAGGACAUCCUGGACAGAGAGGAGAAGUGGGUUUCCAAGGUAAAGUGGGAACUACAGGACCUCCUGGUGUUGUGGGACCACAGGGUACCCAAGGUGAAUCUGGACCUAUGGGCGAGAGAGGACACCCUGGUCCUCCAGGACCCCCAGGAGAGCAGGGCUUGUCUGGCUCAUCUGGUAAAGAAGGUACUAAGGGAGAUCCUGGAACGGUCGGUGUCCCUGGAAAGGAUGGCCCAGCUGGUUUGAGAGGAUUUCCAGGAGAAAGAGGCCUGCCGGGUACACCAGGUGGUCCAGGUCUGAAGGGUAAUGAAGGUCCAGCUGGUCCCGCUGGUCCAGCAGGAUCUCCUGGAGAAAGAGGUGGACCAGGCCAAGGUGGACCAAUCGGGCCCCCUGGAAGACCAGGCCCUCAGGGACCUGCAGGCGGUGCUGGAGAAAAGGGUGUUCCCGGGGAAAAAGGUCCCAUUGGCCCUGCAGGCAGAGAUGGAGUGCAGGGACCUGUGGGUCUUCCUGGGGCAGCCGGACCUUCUGGAAUUGCUGGAGAAGAUGGGGAUAAGGGUGAAGUUGGUGAGCAUGGACAGAAAGGAGGCAAGGGUAACAAGGGAGAACAUGGUCCUCCUGGUCCACCUGGUCCUAUUGGGCCUGUUGGACAGCCGGGUACUCCAGGUGCUGAUGGAGAACCUGGCCCACGUGGACAGCAAGGUAUCUUUGGAGCAAAAGGAGAUGAAGGUACCCGAGGUUUCCCAGGUUCCCCAGGACCCAUUGGACUACAGGGGCUGCCCGGUCCAUCUGGGGAGAAGGGAGAGACAGGCGACGUUGGUCCUAUGGGCCCACCAGGGCCACCUGGACCUCGCGGACCAGCAGGACCUAAUGGAGCUGAUGGGCCUCAAGGUCCUCCUGGUGGAAUAGGAAACUUGGGACCACCGGGAGAGAAGGGAGAACCCGGUGAAACCGGAGUCCCCGGUGUCCAGGGUGAACUUGGACCUAAGGGACCACGUGGAGACAGAGGUGAAAAGGGAGAGUCUGGGCAAGCAGGUGAUGCUGGACCUCCUGGAGGAAAGGGACCUGUUGGUGAUGAUGGACCUAAAGGAAACCCAGGUCCUGUUGGAUUCCCAGGAGAUCCUGGACCCCCUGGAGAGAUGGGACCUCGAGGACAAGAUGGAGCAAAGGGUGAUCGAGGAGAAGAUGGUGAACAAGGAGAGGCAGGAUCUCCUGGUCCUACUGGAGAGAAUGGACCCCCUGGACCAUUAGGAAAACGAGGUCCUGCUGGUCCAUCUGGUCCUGAAGGUCGUCAGGGAGAAAAAGGAGCUAAGGGAUCACCUGGUGCUCUAGGUGCUCCUGGUAAGACAGGUGCUGUUGGACCUCAGGGAACUGCAGGAAAGCAAGGACCAGAAGGACUAAGGGGCAUCCCUGGAGCUGUGGGUGAACAAGGUCGUCCAGGAGCAACAGGUCAAGCUGGACCCCCUGGACCUGUGGGUCCUCCCGGAUUGCCUGGGCUCAAGGGAGAUGUUGGCGCUAAAGGAGAGAAGGGUCACCCUGGUCUUAUUGGACUCAUUGGACCAACAGGAGAGCAGGGCGAGAAAGGUGACAGAGGUCUGCCGGGCCCAGCUGGCAAAACUGGAUACAAAGGAGAACCUGGUAUUGCUGGUGUCACAGGUCCUAUUGGCCCAGGAGGAUCUGCCGGGCAACCUGGACCUCCUGGUCCUAAGGGAGCUAAGGGUUCCUCGGGACAAGCCGGACCCAAAGGACAGAAGGGUGUACAAGGUCCACCUGGACCUCCGGGACCUCCAGGUGAAGUCAUCCAGCCGCUACCUUUCCAGAUGCCCAAGAAAAGUAAGCGCUCCAUUGAUGCAAGUCAGUUCAUGGCAGAUGAACCUACUGGGGAUUAUGUCGAUGGCAUGGAAGAAAUCUAUGGAUCUCUCAAUGCUAUAAAGAAAGAUAUCGAGCUGAUGAAGACACCCUUGGGCACAAAGGAACACCCAGCCCGCACAUGCCUGGACCUGCGACUGUGCCACCCAGAGUUUCCAGAUGGUGAAUAUUGGAUUGAUCCAAACCAGGGCUGCACCCGAGAUUCUUUCAAGGUCUUCUGUAACUUCACAGCAGGUGCAGAGUCCUGUAUCUACCCCAGCAAGGACAUUGAGAAGGUUAAGAUGUCUACCUGGAACACUGAGAAGAAAGAAACCUGGUACAGCAAGUUCAGGAGUGGCCGUAAGUUCUCUUACGUUGACUCAGACAAUAACCCCAUUGGUGUAGUCCAGUUGACCUUCCUCCGCCUGCUGAGCAUUAGUGCCCGUCAGAACUUCACCUAUAACUGCCACCGCUCUGCUGCCUGGCACAUGGCCUCUGCUGAUAGCUACCAAAACGCACUGCACUUCAUGGGCGCCAAUGAUGAGGACCUUUCCUUCCACACAAGUCCUUAUAUCAAGGCUCUCAGAGAUGGAUGUUCGAUGAGGAAGGGCACCGACAAGACUGUGCUAGAGAUUCUCACUCCACGUGUAGAACAACUUCCUUUGACGGACGCUAUGUUUAUGGACUUUGGAGAACCCAACCAGAAAUUUGGAUUUGAAGUGGGACCUGUAUGUUUUAUGGGCUGAGGCAAUUAAAAAAUAGAGACAAUCCCCCACCCAACUGUACCCCCUUCUUAAAAAAGGAGAUGCCCGACCCCCUUUUCCUUCAUUCCCGUACACCAGUAUUCGAGAAUCUCAGCUGACAAGGAGCAGAAAGCAAGCACUUCCAAUGAGGUGCUACAAGAGACCAAAAAAGUCCCUGGUCAACCCGUGACAGAGACCUAAAGCUGGGUGGAUAUUCUGAUGACCAAAGAAAGAUUUUUUUUAUCAUAGACUUUUAGCUAGAAUUAUUUGUGGCUUUUUAAAUAAGACAUAAAGACGACAGUCCCAUGCAGAAAAAAAAAAGAAAAGGGUGUGGACUUCCCAUGUCCUACAAAAUUCACAUUGUGGACAUAAUGAGCCACUUUUUUUUUGCCCAAAAAGAGCUUUCUCUUUCUUUUAUUUCAAGCUCUUAUGUCUCCCAAUUUAAAAUGAUCACAUGCAGAUUUUUAAAAACAGGACUCUAUUUUUUUCUUCUGUGGAUAAAUAAAAGUUUUAAAUAUUAUUUAAAAAAAAUAAUAAUAAUUAUAAUAAUAAAAUUUGUUAUAAAUUUCCCUUCUAUCUUGCACAACAUGGGAAAAUAUUAAUAGAAACAUAUGUCCUGAACAGAUAAGAAGACAAUUAAAAAUCUGUGAACCAGUUUUUACUAUGGUGCUCGGAGUAAAGCUUACGUUUUGCCCUUAAAGAUUAUAAAAAAAAUUCUCACAGGUGCUCAGAGUAUUACUGUGUAAUGUUUGUAAGUAUUUUUUGUAUUGUAAUAUAUAAUCUAUAAUUUUGCUGCUUUUUAUUUUAUUUUAUUUUUUGUUCUUAUUCUUGCGCAUGUCCAUACAUGACUUCUUGCCGGCCACUAUCCACCUCCUGCCGCCUCUCUCCACUGUUACAUCCAGUCCCUGUUCUCUAUUCUGCUCUGUGUCUAUAGUUUCCUAUUUUAUUUAAAUAAAUA